AAGAGAGUUAAACAGCGUCCUUCUCGACACACGGAGACUGCAUUUAAGGGAUGUCCGGCCUCGGUCCCUGCCUUGGUAUCGAUUUUCCAGACUAAAGCUUGAAGAAAAUACUGCCGAGAUCUCUCUUAUAAGACAUGGAAAGGAAGUACCUCUGUCUGUGUGUUGGACUAUCGGUGGCGGUGAAACUUGUUUAACAUUUGAAGACGUAUUACCACUUAAUUUCCAAGAAGUUAUCUGUGCACUGGUUCCAUUGUGCCAAACAGUGCAACAUAUUAUCAUUGACUGUGAUAUGUUAGAUUGGUAUAUUCCUGCACAUGACACCAGACCUUUCAUUCCAAUGAGAUCAGUCCUCACCGUUUGCAUUCUCGGCAGCCAUUCUGGAUACCCAAUUGCACCACUCCUUUCGACUCUCAGUGGUUGUUUUCCAAAUGCAAAGAGUCUUGAGCUAUCUUGUUACUUGUUAACACGCACUCGAAAAUACCAUUCCGACCCCCAGAUGUCUUCCUGGAGACAGGUAAAAUUAGACUUGUGGAACGGAAACCCAAAAGACUACGUCUCUCUGGAGACCAUCUUCCUCUCACUUUCUUCUGCCUGUCAAAACAUAGAAUCACUCUUCAUCAAAAGCACUCAAACUCUCCAAUUGGACAAGUCAAGCAAAGACGUUAAAGAAUGUACAUUACCUAAUCUGACUGAUAUCCAUCUUGAAUGUCAUUGGCCUGACGAGCAUUAUUCACUUCAAUUCACAACAGAAUUACUACACGUAAGUCGUAGGGUGAGUCGUAGUUUGAAGUUUGUCGAAGUAGAAAGUGUACAGCUAGGAGAUGUAGUAAUGAAGAGUGUUGAAUGGUCCAGAACAUCUUCAGAUUCUUCGUUGCAAAUUGAAGGUGCAUCAGCGGCUGUACCCAUAAUUGACUUAAUUGAUCUUACAACUAGUGACCUUAAAGAGGUAACCGUCCUUACCUUUUACAGUUGCAAGAUUGAUUUCGGUCAGUCUGAAAGUAAGUCCCCGCAAAGUCCGAAGGAACUUGGUACACUGCGGGAAAUCAGGUUCGUUGGUUCAGAAAACCCACUUUCCGAAUCUGACAGGAACAAACUGUCGGAGUUGUAUCCUAAUGUCAAAGUGACAGAAAAUCAGACGAGUCAGGAAUCAUCUGAAGAAUCCCAGGAGGGUGCAGGGAUACCUUUCAAGUUGGAUAAGGCCUCCUCUCAACCACUCAAAACCUCUCCAAUAGUACCUGAUGAAGGAGAUGUCGAAACAACCAUGAAAGAGUGCUGCAAGAGAGUUGGAGCUGAUGGGGGCAAAAUUCAGCUAGAAUCCUUUGGGAUUGAACUUGAGAUACCUCCUGGUGCAAUUGACAGCAAAGAGCCACAAGAAAUCUCCCUUCGUGUUCUGACCUAUACUCCUAAUCUUGGUGACACCAAAGACGAGAUAUCAGUCUGCUUUGGUGUACAAUGCUUAGCUCCUGAUGACUUAAUUCUGAGGUCACCGGUGACUUACACAAUACCUCAUUGCGCUGUUGCAACACGGUACUCCAGUUUAGAGGCAGUCCUAUACUCAGGAGAGGGGAAAUACUCGCCACUUUUUGAUGCAGUUAUUAAAGAACGGAAAGUACUGUCACAAUCAGAAAUCCCCAGCUGCAAAAUCAGGAAGGACGUACUCGAACUCAAGAUGGAUCAUUUUUCGUGGGCGAAGAUUAAAAUCAUGAUCAAGAACUUCUUCUUUCGCGGAAAAAGGAUGUGCUUCGUGCCGUUUAAAGAGAAGAACUUGCCCUUGACAAAGACACCUCUUAUCUUACAUGCCAACUUUUAUGAUGAUGUGCAAGGGAACAAGGAGACGGUUAAGAGCGAUCAAGAGGAACUAGGAUACAAACCGGCUUAUGAUGAACAACAUGUGCUUAUUAAGAAGGCAGAAGUUGAUCUUAAGGUGACAUAUUGUGUGGACGGCAACGAAGAACGAAGUGCGAUCAUUUAUUUCUGUAGACUAAUACACCGACCCAAGAUUUGUGAACCCGUCAAAUUUGAUGUACCAAAUCAGCCAGAUAAUGUUCAAAUAUCCAUGAGAGCCGGACAAAGCAAGAAACUGGAGGUCAAUUGUUCAUUCAGAUUGGAUUUCCCAAUUCCUCAUAGAAAAGAGAACGUUCCUCCACAAGGAGUACAACACGGUGCAACAAGUUUACCGGCGCAGCAGACAUCAGAUGAAACCUUACGGAUCAAUCCAGCUCGAGAGAGGGACUUUGAUGACAUUCUAGAAACCGUUGCAGAAAAGGUUGCCUCACGUCAAGAUAUACAUGAUUUGGGAAAGGCUCUUGGCUUUGGACCAGAGGAUAUCGACCGUUAUGUUGAGGAGAACAAGAAAGAGACAGGCGUGUCGUGCAUGGGAACUCUUUCAAUGCUCCGACAACUGGAAGGUGCUACAGGUCAAACGCCACUUCAACAAACGGAAGCAACUCCAGAAUUACCUGGAAGAGAAGUGAUAGAUCGUGACAUCUCCAUGCUAGACAGACUCCUCCCUCGUGAAAAAUACAGUGAGCUAUGCCAGCAAUUGGGAUUCGCAUACAACUACACACAGAACAUAUUGGUCAAACAUCAACAGGACUCGAGGGCUGCUUUCGAAGAAGUAUUACAUGAAUGGAAGGAUAAAGGUGUAUCUAUUGUAGAUCUUGAUAGAUCUCUAAGGAACUCAGACCUCGGAGGACUCAUAUGUAAAUAUAAGAAAUGA
Molecule: messenger RNA, 2719 nt
Organism: Lytechinus pictus (painted urchin)
Lineage: Eukaryota; Metazoa; Echinodermata; Echinoidea; Temnopleuroida; Toxopneustidae
Exons: 10
Coding region: 290-2719 (809 amino acids)
Biological process (GO): netrin-activated signaling pathway
Cellular component (GO): membrane
Molecular function (GO): netrin receptor activity
Source: RefSeq, a predicted model, not a curated record